This is a messenger RNA of Impatiens glandulifera, 1031 nucleotides long. RefSeq names its product peroxidase 5-like. The record is from RefSeq and is a predicted model, not a curated record. Gene Ontology annotation, cellular component: plasmodesma; plant-type cell wall. Gene Ontology annotation, biological process: hydrogen peroxide catabolic process; response to oxidative stress. The transcript has 3 exons. The coding region runs from base 33 to 1031 and encodes 332 amino acids. Gene Ontology annotation, molecular function: heme binding; peroxidase activity. Lineage: Eukaryota; Viridiplantae; Streptophyta; Magnoliopsida; Ericales; Balsaminaceae.
CCUUGUAAAUUGGUAAUUAGGAAGAGAUCGAAAUGGAGAUCAACAACAAGAGUGUGCAACUUUUACUCCUUUGCAGCUUGACAUUAUUCUCGAUCGCAACAUGCCACCCGGUCCAAACCAGUCCAUUUAGUGUGGGAUUCUACCGACGCACUUGCCCACCUGCCGAGGAAAUUAUCAGUAACGCCGUCAACAAGUUCAUCUCCAAGAAUCCUGGCCUCGGCGCUGGCCUUCUAAGACUGCAUUUCCACGACUGCUUUGUUAGGGGUUGCGAUGCUUCAGUAUUGUUGGAUGCAUUGCCCGGAGGUCCGGCAGCUGAAAAGGACCAUCAGGCCAACAACCCAAGCUUAAGAGGUUUUGAAAUCAUCGAUGCCGCAAAAGCCAUUCUCGAAAGAGUGUGCCCAAGGACCGUCUCUUGUGCUGACAUCCUUGCGUUUGCUGCCCGCGAUAGCGUUUAUAGGCUCGGAAAUAUCUGGUACGAGGUUCCUGCCGGGCGUCGAGAUGGCAACACCUCUCUGGCCAGCGAUAUUCGCGGAAACCUCCCUCCCCCGUUCUUCACCGCUACCCAGAACGCGGCGAUCUUCAAAAGCAAGGGUUUCUCCGCCGACGAGAUGGUGACCCUCUCCGGGGCUCACUCCAUCGGGAUCAGUCACUGCACUUCAUUUGCUUCCCGCCUCUACCCAACCGUUGACCCCACCCUAAACGCAGCUUACGCCAAAACGCUAAAGAGUAUUUGCCCUCCUCAGACCGCCAACGGAACCGGUUCGGUCGACCCGACGGUGAAUCAAGACCCGCUGACUCCAAACCGGUUGGACAACUUGUACUACGUUGAUGUGAUCUCCAACAAGGGAUUAUUAACGUCUGAUCAGACAAUGCUAACCACUAAAUCCACGGCUAAGGCGGUGCUGGACAAUGCAAGAUAUGGGUCGAAAUGGGCUAAGAAAUUUGCUGCUGCCAUGGUCAAGAUGGGUAAGAUUGGUGUUCUUACCGGAAAGAAAGGUCAGAUAAGGCUUAACUGCCAUUUUAGAAACUAA